Messenger RNA from Mizuhopecten yessoensis (Yesso scallop), 992 nucleotides. Its product is annotated as transcription factor 21-like. NCBI's taxonomy places the organism in Eukaryota, Metazoa, Mollusca, Bivalvia, Pectinida, Pectinidae. Gene Ontology annotation, biological process: developmental process; regulation of transcription by RNA polymerase II. The transcript is spliced from 2 exons. The record is from RefSeq and is a predicted model, not a curated record. The coding region runs from base 368 to 778 and encodes 136 amino acids. Gene Ontology annotation, molecular function: DNA-binding transcription factor activity, RNA polymerase II-specific; RNA polymerase II transcription regulatory region sequence-specific DNA binding; protein dimerization activity.
UGAGGUCAUACUUCAAACGUGGCCGUGACAAGGUGGCUGCUGAUGGAUGUGGAGGCCUCCCGAGAGCCGUCCCUUCGUGAAUCUUACUAUAAAAUAAACCAUGGAUCACUUCUGAUCGCUCACGUAAAGAAAGUGUCAGUCAACCAGCGCCUUGUAUAUAUGCUUGUAGGUGAUACCCAUCGUCCCAAGACACCGACACAGAACUCCACAGAACUCACGCUAUGACUUCCGAGUCUUCAUGAUUCCUAGGUUUAGUGGCACGGCUACGGACAUGUCUUGGUCAUUCAAAAAUGGCGUAGGUCUAACGGACUUACGGUUAUGAAAGUAGCUCCAAAUCAGUGUCUGCACUUUUAUUCAAAGUGACACCAUGCCUCGAAGAAAGAAGGAAUUACAAUCAAGUGACGAUGAUGACUCAAAACAGCAAAAACCUGUUCAAAGAAACGCAGCAAAUGCGCGUGAACGAUCACGCAUGCGGAUACUGAGUAAAGCGUUUGUAAAAUUGAAGACCACCCUACCCUGGGUACCCGCAGACACUAAGCUGUCUAAGUUGGACACUCUUCGUCUUGCGUCCAGUUACAUUGCUCACCUACAACAGGUACUGGAUGCUGAAGAUGAAGAAGGGGCUGAACUACCCUCAUUCCAUCCUCUCAAUCUGACCUGGCCGUUUAGUUUCACCGGAGGAAAGGCGAGUCCAAGUUCAGAUGGGAAGUCUCCCGAUCACUUGAAAUCCCACAUGGACCAUGACGAAAUGUCCAGCUGCAGUGACAUGAUGAUUUGACGUCACUUCCGCCACAGUCGCGGAGUAAAACAGGAACAAAAAGACAAUGAAAUGUUGUGAAAUGGCGUGAAAUAUUAAUCUAUAACUGAAAUCCAUGUCGGUUAGAUACUGUAUAUAUAUAUAAACUGAACAAUGCUACGUUAAAUGUGUUUAAAUCUAUCGAAACUGUUAUUUAUUAUUACUCAUUGAAAAUGAACAUAGUCUAGAGUUAUAA